AGCACAGAACUCUUUUUUCUUUGGAGGUAAAUCUUUCUUUGACUGUCGGCCUGCAAAAACGCCAUGUGGAGCGAGGAGUUUAAUCCAGAGACAUACUAUCCGGCCUAUCCUCCUGGUGAAUAUGAGCACACAGGAGAUCCCAGGCAGGACCUAGAAUAUGAGCGACAGUACCAGGCACAAACCUACAUCAUCCCAGAUGUCAUCAAGAGCUUUUUUGAAUAUUUUCAUAAAAGUGUCCAUGAACAGAACAUAUUUGAAAUACAAAAUGCAUAUGAGAAUGGGUUCAACAAGCUUACAGACAAGUUUUUUAAGACAUCCCCAUGGCCUGAUGCAGAAGUGGUUGCACCAAUAGUUGGAAAUGAUACCAUCUUCCUGAUCUUGUACAAAGAACUCUACUAUAGACACAUAUAUGCCAGGGUUCAGAAUGGACCAUCCCUGGAACAAAGAUUUGAAUCCUAUUACAACUACUGUAAUUUAUUUAACUACAUCUUGAAUGCGGAGGGCCCAGUUCCGCUGGAGUUGCCAAACCAGUGGCUUUGGGAUAUCAUAGAUGAGUUCAUCUACCAGUUCCAAUGUUUCAGCAUCUACCGCUGUAAAGUCAGCAAAAAGUCGGAGGAAGAAAUCGCCUAUCUCCGAGCAAAUCCCAAGAUCUGGAAUGUACACAGUGUGCUGAAUGUUCUGCACUCUUUGGUUGAGAAGUCGAGCAUCAACCGACAGCUGGAGGUCUACACCAGUGGAGGUGACCCUGAUAGUGUGGCAGGGGAGUUUGGACAACACUCCCUGUAUAAAAUGCUGGGCUACUUCAGUCUCAUCGGUCUGCUGAGGCUGCAUUCUCUUCUGGGCGACUACUACCAGGCUCUCAAGUGUCUCGAGUGCAUCGACUUCAACAAGAAGAACAUGUAUUCGCGAGUCCCAGCCUGUCAGAUCACUACUUUCUACUAUGUUGGCUUUGCUUACCUGAUGAUGAGGCGCUACCAGGAUGCCAUUCGUACUUUCUCCAACAUCCUACUGUACAUACAGAGGACAAAGCAGAUGUUCCAGACCAGGGCUCAGCUCUACGAUCAGAUCUCUAAGAUGAAUGACAAGAUGUACACUCUGUUGUCUAUCAGCCUCGUCCUCCACCCUAUGCGGAUUGAUGAAAGUGUCCACUCACAGCUCCGGGAAAAGUUUGCAGACAAAAUGCUGCGCAUGCAAAAAGGAGAUCAGGAAGAGUUCCAACAGAACUUCUCCUUUGCCUGUCCCAAGUUCCUGUCCCCGGUACCACCCAACUACGAUACAAUCGCAGGCAUCAACCACAAGGAGCCGUUCUCGCUUCAACUGAAAGUGUUCCUGGAGGAAGUGAGACAGCAGAUUGUAUUGCCCACCAUAAGGAGCUACCUGAAGCUGUACACCACACUACCAUUGUCUAAACUAGCGAUUUUCAUGGACAUGUCAGAAGAUGAGCUGCGAACUCACUUGAUGUGCUUCAAGCACAAGAUGAAAAACUUGGUGUGGACAAAGGGAACAAGUGGCUUGGAUGGCGAGUUCCAGUCAGCCUCAGAGGUGGACUUUUACAUCGACAAGGACAUGAUUCACAUCGCUGACACUAAAGUCGCUCGUCGUUAUGGAGAUUUCUUCAUCAGACAGAUCCACAAGUUUGAGGAGAUUACGAAGAACUUGAAGCUGGUGAAAUAGGCUGAGGAUAAAGAACCUAUUCCUGAUGGACAACCCAUUUAAGUGCUGAAGUGGACUUACUCUUGUGGUGAUAAUUAUUAGAACCUUUUUACACUUGGAUGAAGACAACACCCAUGAAUAUCUCCAGAUUACAUAGAACUUGCAGCUGGUGAAAUAUAAUAUGGACCGAGUAUAAACAACUCAUUUCUGAUGGACAACGUUAACCAUUUAAGUGAUUAAGUAAAACUAUUUAUUAAAAAAACAAUCAUCAUAACUUUUUUGCUCUGGAUUGUGUUUCCUUAUUGAUGAAGAGAAUGUUUCGACAAAUCAUCUUACUUUUCUAUACCUGGAUAAAGGCUAUAAUCAUGUAUAAACACUUGUAAAAUGACAGAAUCUAUAAAGUACAGUACAUCUCCA
Molecule: messenger RNA, 2070 nt
Organism: Mizuhopecten yessoensis (Yesso scallop)
Lineage: Eukaryota; Metazoa; Mollusca; Bivalvia; Pectinida; Pectinidae
Product: eukaryotic translation initiation factor 3 subunit L-like
Exons: 19
Coding region: 64-1674 (536 amino acids)
Biological process (GO): translational initiation
Cellular component (GO): cytoplasm; eukaryotic translation initiation factor 3 complex
Molecular function (GO): protein binding; translation initiation factor activity
Source: RefSeq, a predicted model, not a curated record